Messenger RNA from Larimichthys crocea (large yellow croaker), 2059 nucleotides. It is a transcript of the gene glod4, whose product is annotated as glyoxalase domain containing 4. The record is from RefSeq and is a predicted model, not a curated record. Bases 66 to 962 code for a protein of 298 amino acids. The transcript is spliced from 9 exons. NCBI's taxonomy places the organism in Eukaryota, Metazoa, Chordata, Actinopteri, Sciaenidae.
UUAAUCGAUUCCUGCAUCCAUCCACACACCGAUCUACACACAACAAACACAGGCUGAGUGGAAACAUGGCUUUGAGGCGAGCUCUGCACUUUGUUUUUAAAGUCGGCGACAGAGCCAAAACAGCCACGUUUUACCGAGAUGUUCUUGGCAUGAAGAUUUUACGCCAUGAGGAGUUUGAGGAAGGCUGCAAAGCAACGUGCAAUGGACCAUAUGAUGGGAAAUGGAGCAAAACGAUGGUUGGCUUCGGCCCAGAAGAUGACCACUUUGUUGCUGAGCUGACAUAUAAUUAUGGAGUGGGAGAAUAUCAACUUGGCAAUGACUUCUUGGGGCUCACCCUGCAGUCCAGCAAAGCUGUAAGCAAUGCUAAACGUCUGGGAUGGCCUCUUACUGAGGUGGGAGAGGCUCUGUAUCUGACCCAGGCUCCAGGAGGGUAUCCUUUCUACCUUGUGGACAAAGAGCAGCCGCCCGGUGACCCGGUGCAGAAGGUUUGUCUCGGAGUAUCUGACCUCCAGAGAUCCACCCGCUACUGGACGACGCUCCUGGGGAUGAAGGUGAUGGAAAAGAACGAGCAGAAGAAAACAGUGCUGAUGGGCUUUGCAGACACUCAAUGUACGCUGGAGCUUCAUGAUGUCGGUGGGACAGUAGAUCAUGGAACAGCGUUUGGGAGGAUCGCAUUUUCAUGCCCACGGGAGCAGCUGCCUGACCUCGAAGCCUUAAUGAAGAAGGAAAAUCAGAAGAUUCUCACUCCAUUAGUCAGCCUGGACACUCCUGGAAAAGCUACAGUAGAAGUGGUUAUCUUGGCUGACCCAGAUGGUCAUGAGAUCUGCUUUGUUGGAGAUGAGGCAUUCAGGCAGCUGUCCAUGGUGGACCCCGAAGGAAAUGACUUGCUUGAUAAGGCCAUGGCCGCAGAUAAAAGUGAUGAGUGGUUUGCCAAACACAACAGACAGAAAGCUGCUGCGUGAUAUAAAGAGGGGCUUGCUCGGAAAACUGCUCACCAGUUCGUUUGAUGAUGAGUUUCUGUACACAGCAGUUGGAGUGUAAAUCUUCUUGUAAUGACAGCUUAAUUAUGCUUACGCUGGCAGUGUGUUUUUGUCCCCUGGAAGUGUGCCACGAGGCACAGUUGUAUUGACAGCACUUUGUAGAAGGACCACUUGUUCAAUUUGUUGGACAUUUUUCCAGUAAAUAAUGUUUUUGUCCAUAAGGCAGAGAGGUUGGCAAUAAAAUGUAUUUAACACAACUUAUUCAGAAAAACAUAUGAAUGAUUUGAUCCACCAUCAUCUGUGCGUGUCCCAGUUAGUGCUCUUAAAGGUGGUGUCAGCCGGUAAGAGAAACAUAGUUGAUUGUUGAGUCUUAUUCGCAAAUUCUGACGUAAACCUCCGAGGCUGUGAAGUGGAGCCAACGCAGAAGUGCCAAAAACUGCAGUUCCUCAAACGUCCACUUGAGGCUGGCUACAGAACAAGUUAAUCUCCCCAUGUUAAAAGUCAAACUUUAAACAUGUUUACAAGCUGGUGCAAAAAAACUGUUUAAACACAAUAUUAAAAAAAGAUUAAGUUGUAGAUUUUGACACAGCAUGACAUAACAACAUGGUUCUCAAACUGUGGGGCGGGCACAGAGCCUCUGCAGGGGGAGUGUGGAUGACCCAGGGUAAAAAUAUGAAGUGAAAUUAAGUUGAUUUAUGUCAGUAAAAUAAAAAGAGUUUGAUGAUGAUGUGUUGCAGACUUUAAUUUCACUAAAAUUCAACUUUCAACUGGUUGAUUUCUCUAAUUAUUGUCAGUGAUUGAGGGGUGGGUGUGAACUUUUUUCAGCCUCUAAAGGGGGUACACCAGAAAACAACUGAAAAUCACCACCCACACUACGGAAGCUGCGAGUGGUCAUAUGUUCAUGGGUUUCAUUACCUUUCUCGUAAUGAGUUAAUUUCAGUUUUCCUCGAGACCUCCAGUUAUUUAUGUCAUUGUCCAAAGAAAAACAGAAAAACAUGCUAUUUGUUGUUAAUUGCAACAUUCUCCUGCUCCUCUGAAUGAUGUUUCAGAAUGAGAAUCAGAAAUACUUAAAUAAUCCC